CUGUCAUUUCUGUCAAUUUACAGCUGCUUUUGCUUUGACUCCUGCCGAAAAUGCGAACUUAAUUCAAAAUUAAAAUAGGGGUGUUUCCCUACUUGUAUUAAGUGUUCCAAUGUAAUAAUGAAAUUAAUAGCAAAAAGGUCGGAAAAUAAUCCUAUAGGCCAAUUUCUAACAUCACUUUCGGUUUUCGUCUUAGUUUUCAGAACUAAAUUUAAGGUUAUGUAGCUGCUAAGAAAAUAAAUGUAUAUCUUUCGUUUUAACCUUAAGAGAAUAUCCGUAUGGAUACUAAUAUUAUGCCAAUUGUUCCUAAUAAUAAUUUACUUCUAUUCACAAUUGAGACCUAACUCGAAAACCCCCGAAAAUGGCGUAAGAUUCCUAAAAAGUGAGGAUGAUUUAGGAGACACUCAAAUGACAUAUCAUGUACUGAAAAGCAAUAUCAUAUUAAAAACCGUUAAUACCAGACAAAGUUAUAUUGAUUUUAACUCUAGUUUAUGUUUUAAAAAUGGUACAGACUUGGAAUCCAUGAAGAUAUCCCAAGGAGUAAAUUGGAAAUGCACUUGUCUUCCCGGAUGGCAUGGAAACGAUUGUGGUAUACCUGAGGUGAUGUGGAGAGCCGUCAUAGCAAGUAAAAAGCCUUACAAAAUUAAAGGACCGAGAACAUUUGAACGGAGAUUGAUAUAUCUGUUCAAAGUCAAUAAAUUUUCAGAAUAUUUGGCAGAUAUGAGAAUUAAUGAUUUAGGAGAAGUAGUAGACCUUUUUAUUCUAUAUGAAGACGAAGAGUCAAAUUUUCUUCAAAACAAAUUAGACAGCAAUUUUUGUAAGGAAUACCAAAACAAAAUCCUGUAUAUCCAAGAUGAUGGUGAAAAUUUAUGGAAGAAGGUGAAAAACUAUUUAAAGAACAUAAGAAAUGAUGAUAUAAUUCUUUCAAGUGAUAUAAAUGAACUGCCUAACAAAGAUGCUCUAGUUUUCUUAAAAUUCCACGAUCAUUGGCCACAGCCUAUAAAAUUUAGAUAUCGAUGGUCUGUUUUUGGAUUUUUCUGGAAACACCCUGGUAAAACCAUCACAGGAGGAGGUGCAUCAACUGUCUCAUUUCUCAAGGAAUCCUUUAAUAAUAAAGUUAAGCUACUUACAGAUAACAAAACACUUUCUAGUCCAGCAUAUAAAGGUCUAACCUUGGGAGAUCUAAACCAUUUUGGGGGAUGGUACUGUGAAUACUGCAAUGAUCCUGCCAAAAUUGUAGAGUUUUUAGCGACUAAGCCGAAAAAUGUGAUAAACUGGGAUAAAAUAGAUCACCAAAAAGUAGAUAAUAGUUAUAUAGAAGAUCUUAUUGAGAACGGAGUGUAUAUAGAUGGGAAAACCGAGCUUACAAGAGCACACAAGUACCAGGAUAAUUAUUUUGCACCUAAAUUUGUACUGGAACACGACUGGAAGUAUGAUUUUCUACUUAUUAAUUUUUAUUCAAAGGCAGAUUAUUAUGAUAUUUAAUUAUCAUUUUGUUUGAAUCUGUUAGUCCAUUCACUCACGGUAAAAUAGUGCAAAACCUCCGAAUUUUAAAGAAUCGCUUGGAUUGACAUGAAAUUUAGCUAACAUAUGUUAGCUAUGUGUAUGCCAAAUUGCAUGUCAAUCCUGAUGGUGGUUCUUUAAAAUUCUUUAAAAUUUAGGUGGUUCUUUAAAAUCCGGAGCAAAACCCGUGAAUAAAUGGACUAUGUUUAUAUAGGUUUAAGAGCAACUUGAUAAGCUGAAUUUUUUAUGACUUUCAUUCACUUACAGUCACAUUGCAUAAACCUAGUGGUGCUUUCCAAAUGCCUUGGCAUUUAUCAAUAUAGUACUUAUGCCUAGCUUCUGACAUUGUUUUUUUUUUAAUUCUAAGAUAUAUUUUUUAGUUGUUUGUUUAAUUUGAAAUAUUUAAAAGAACACUGGUCAAAAAGAAAAAAUAUGUUAAGGAAACCAGUAAACUUGUAUUUUGAUUUCUAUAUAUCUUCCAAAAAGACUGGAUUUAGUAUAAAAUAAUUAUUAAAACAUUUCUGAAUUAUUUCAGUUAAGUAGUAUUAUAUAACAUAAAUAAUGUGACUGUGUGUGUUGUCUUAGACUGACAAUCGUAACAAUGACAAUUUUUCCAAAGUAUUAUUUACUAAUUCCUAUAUUUUGAGGUUGAUUAUUUUGUUCCUAGUGUAAGAAUUACCACAAUUAUAUUGUUUUGUACCAGUUGGUAUUCCUAAGGUUACUAGUAGUAUUAACAUAAUGUAACAUAGUAUUAUUAGGCAAUAAAUAUAUCAGGAAAAACUUGGGUUUUUACCUUGAAUCCAAUAUCAAUAAAUUGCAGUUUAUUCCCAUAUCAAUAAUAUUUAACAGUUGAAGUUUUUUUCUAAUAACAUCAUAACAUAGGGUGAUCCAUUUAAGAAAAUUAAUACAUUACCUGCGGGACGAGAUCUAUUUGGCCCCGUCAAAGUUCUUCGUAUAUGGCGGAAUCAAUUUUUAUAAGACUUCAAAUAUGGCCAGAAACUUUCUAGAGUACUUGGCAGAAAAUACAAACAAUUCUUCGUAGACAUUUUUUGUUAACAAAAACAAAGACCUGCAGUUUGUCCGUGAGGGUUUUUGUCACUUUCCAGGUUUCACUUCCAUAGAAAUCAGACAUGAAAUUUGACUGGAAUAUUUGGAUCUUUGUCCUUGUAGUACACUCGCCAGGCCUCCAAACAGGGUUGAGCAUGCUGAAUGCUUGUUGAGCUUUUCAUAUCCUCAUACAAAUAUUGUCUCUUGUCCUCUUGUACAUCCGUUUUCUAUUAUGACACUUCUAAGAUACGUAAAGCUUUCCACAUUUUCAAUCUGCAUGUUGUUGAUAGUAAAUAAUGUGUUGUUCUCUGCAUUUAUUCUCAUGGACUCGGUUUUACUAAUAUUUAUUUUCGAACCGAUUAUAUUGACUGCAGUGGAAAGUGUUUGGAAAACAAUAAUUUAGGUUAUGUAUAUGUCAGUUUAUGCAAGCGGCUAAAGCAUAUACAGUAGUCUCUCUUUAUAACGAUUCCCUAUAUAACGAUAAUUUCUCUAUAACGAUGAAAAUACUCAUCGUUGUUUGGUUCGUCAUAAGGACAAUUAAUUUAUUAAUUCUUUCUCUAUACCGAUAUCGUUCUCUCUUUAUAGCGAUCUCUUUUUAGCGUUCAAUAGUCGAUGACCUCACUUUUCAAGAAACAACUGAUAACCUUUUGCGUUUGGCCGACAACUAAACCGUGCGAAUUUUACCAAUUAAAGAUAACACUUAAUAGGGACAGAGGGAAUAAGUAACAAUCCUCUUGCGUAGGUGUAGCUUGAUAAAAAUGGAUUAGUAAGUGAUGCAUUUUGUUGACCACUGUAUAACAUUUAGCAAAAAUUUGGUGGUUCAAAUUGCAAUCCUGUGUACAGAAAGUUGAGGAACAUGCUUUUAUCGUUCGGGCGGUGUGCCUUAUUGUUUUCACACAGAUGUUGUCAUCUAUUGAUGACUUCUCACUUCCAGUUUUGGUUGUAUCUCAGUCUGUGAACAGUCGACAUGUUUUCGAAGAAGCGUAAAGUACUCUCGGUUGAAGUACUUUACGUAUUAUUAAAAGUUAACCUAUUUUAAAUUAAAAUAUGUUAUUUAGUACAGUAUAAUUAUUAUUACAUUAACGAAUUUUGUCUCUCUAACGAUCUCUCCUGUUCCUUGCAAAUCGUUAUAGAGAGAGAGGACUGUACGUAUAUAUUAACCCAUAUGCAGCCGAUCACGCGCCAGCGCGUGAUGUGGUUACUUCAGUCAGGUGCCGUUCACGCGCCAGCGAGUUAUACAGUUACUUCAGUUAGGUGCCGUUCAACAAAAUGGCUCCUAACUGAGUUCCAUCCUCUUCGAUCGGCAGCGAAUGGAUUAACAUAGACUGAGCCUACCCCCGCGCUUGACGACAAUAUCUCUUGACAGGUUUGCGGUAUCUCUUUCUAGCACAUUGUAUUAAGAAACUAAAAUGAAACUAAGUGGGAGUAUUGACACAGAAUACAGAAGGGGAGGACUACUGUCGCAGCUUUACUAUGCGUAAGAGUGAAACAGCAUUGAGCAAAAAAAAGAUGGUCUGCACUUCGCUCAACAUGACACUCUGUCUAUGUUAAUAUAUAUGUUUAUGAGCUAAAGUCCCGCUCUGCGUGCUUUUUAUUGCACAGACCAACGCAUUAUAUUAGUGCUAUCAGUAUAAUUUUAAGAAUACCAAUAAAAAAGAAAUUUUAAAUUUGAUUUUAUGUAAUCAUGUGGAUUUAGUUUUAGAGGUAUGUUGCAGCUUUUUCACAUAUCAGUUUUAAGUUAUGUUAUGUUAUUUAUGUUUGAUUGCUUUUCAAUUAGUGUAUUUAGAGACUGUUGUUGGUUUUGCAAUAAUUUCUUAGGUUGUGUGGUAAAGUAACAUGUAAGUAUGUAACCCUUUUAUGAGUUAUGUUAAAGUUGAUGGAUUUUAAAUAAUAUCUCCGUUUUAUAUAUUACAUAUGUAAAAAACCAAACGACUAUUACAUCAAGUUUUAAAAAUAUAAAUUCUGGAAAUACUAUAUAGAUUUGAAAGUAAAAGCUUUCUAUUGUGUUUUCACUUUACCCAGUUGUGUUUUCUUAAUAUCAGGAAAUGUUCAACACACUGUGACUAUAAAUUUAUGAGACUGGAAAUUGUUUCGAUUUAGACUGAUUUCCCGAGAUUUUCAAUUAUCUCGUUUGUGGUAUAGGCAGUGUCGUUUUUGUAACAAUAUAGGUUCCGGUACGCAAUGUUCCGGGGGGUCUGGAAAGUGUUCAUAAGGGGGGCCAGGAAAGCUUUUUAAAUUUAGCCUCAAUGAGGGCGUUUUAAAGCUAUUUGGGAGCAACGAAAAAAUUCAGGAAUUUGUCUAUAAUGUAUUGUCUUUUUUUAUUUUUUGUCCCAAAAGGUACCGGUACGCCGUACCGGCGCGUACCGUCACAAAAACAGCACUGGGUAUAGGUAAUGGAUUUUGAUAAGAGCUAUGACCUUGAAAAUUGCACGUAAACUUGUGUACUAAAUCGGCAUGACUCAUAGCUCUUGUAAAAUUCCAAUACCUCUAAUACUGCUAAUCACAAUUAUCGUUUGUGCCUUUUUUUUCUAGUGUAUUAGCCACUUUGGUGUCUUUAUCUGAGUGUAACUGUGUUGGUCCUCUUUAGCCCCUUCUGAUGACCGUUUGUUGUUUCUUCCUCGAGAAUCUAUUUGUAACCGUCGUGUGCACUACACUAAGAGCAUGUGGGAAAAAGAGCUGUCACAGAGUAGAAAUCGGUGGAAAAAUUCAAUCAGAAAGGAUCUGGAGAAAAUAAGAGUGAGAUAGAAAGUAGUGGCACAGAAUUGACAAGAGUUAAAAGGCAAAAGUAAAUGCGGCAAAGAUUCACAAAGAAUUUUAAUGCCACUGAUAAUGAUGAUAAUAUGCACUCCAGGAUCUGUGGGAAUUGUUCAUAUUUUAAUCAUCGAUUCGUCUGGUAAUUUUUGGACUGAAGAACUUACAGCAGUAGUAGUAUGUAACCACUAGAACAUUGUUCGUAAAGGCAAAAGCAAGACAAAGUUAAUAAAAUUAAUUUAGAAUGCGCUCGCGCUGUUUAGGAUGGUGAUUCGAGUUAUUGUUUAAAUAACGCUCCAUCUGCGUUGGUUUUCGGGAUUCUAAAUUCGUAAUAAUGCAAACUGUUCUACGAGGAUUGAUCCAGAAGUAAGGUUCUUGCCAAUUUUACAAAUAGACAAUAUUGUUCAUUUUCAGAAAUUUACAUCGUUGGAAGGAAAAAAAAUUGCUCUAUUUUUCUACACAAUCGCCAUAUUUUUAUACGCAUUUUUGCAGACAGUGCUUCAUAUUCCGUAUCCCAAUGUCCGCCUCCAACCCGUUGAGGAAGUGUUUCAUCUCUUCCUUGACUUAGCUCCGCGUAAGUAUUCCUUUAACUUGAUCAACAAGUGAGUCACUAGGCGCGAGGAACUGUUAUGUAGGUGGAGCAUGAUUGUCCAUCCAAAGUGUGCCAAAAGUGACAUACACCUCUCUCAACUGCCGGUAUAUCCUGCGGUAAUUCAAGAAUUCCCGAGUCAACAUUAGCAAUUAUGUUCUCAAAUGGUAUUUUGCUUGUUGUUAUAGCAAAAUCUCCAUUCUGUGAACAAAACACUCACUUCUAACUGUUCCAGGUUAUGGUAGAAUUCUAAGUACCAUUACAGAUUGUUAAACUAACGGAACUAACACUCACACCCAUAUUUUUUAAGUUUGCACUGGAAUACAUUAUUUGUGAGUACCAGAUUAAUACAAGUGGAACAAUAUUUAACAAAUCUGGACAAGUGGUUGGAUAUGCAGACGGCAUUGACAUAAUCAGCUCCACAGAGUACUUGACAGAAGCUUUCAAAAAGCGAAAUGUAUGUGUGUAUGGUCGAAUUUCUCAUAUUAAGUUCAACUCGAGUUUAAGCUGAACUUCCAGUGAACCACAGUUAAACGUCAAAAACUGUAGUUCCCCAAAAGUCCAGGUUAAACUUGAGUUGAACUCGACAUGAGAAAUCGGCCCUAUAAGUCUGGUAACCAGACACCUAGGCUAAUAAUUAACAAUAUGGAGUUAAAAGGUGUGGACGACACAUUUACAUGCCAGGUUCGUUACUGACUAAGAACAACGUCAGCGAAAAAAUCAAAAGGAGAAUGGUCCUUGCCAAUAAGAGUGACUAUAGCCUGAGAAGACAAGUGGACUCAAAACUUCCAAGAAAAAUUAAACUGAUGUAAAAAAACAAUAAUAAGACCAGUUUUAACAUACAGAGAUCAAACGUGGUCACUACACAGAAUGGCCAAGAGCUGCAAGUGUUUCAUACGAGAAUAUAUGUGGGAAUAUAAGAUUAUAAGAAGAAUAUUGGGGACUAAAAGAGCAGGUUUUAGGGCGUAAACGCCACAGAGUUAUAUAGAAGCUUUCGGGAAGCUAAUGUUGUAAAAUUUAUUAAGGUAGCACACUUUAGAUGGAGGGAGAGAGGUGCGACGGUGAGAAAAGUAUGUGACUGAAGAAGACCAGUGGGGCGAAAUACUAGAGGUAGACCGAAACUUAGGUACCUAUACAACUUGGGAGACUUCCAGAAAGAAAGGAUCGAGAAAAGUUGCUAGAUCUAUACAGGAUGGAAUGCGGUAUGAGGGAACGUUCUAAAGAAGGCUUUGGCUCAUAGAGAGCUGUGGUUCCAAUGACGAUGAUGAUUCACUUCUAAUGUUAAAGUUCCCAUUUUUUUUUGUUUCUGUGAUGAAGAUAUUAUACCUUCAUAAUUUUGAUAUUUAUGAUACUCUAGUCUAACUGUAGGUUAAAUGCCUGUUUAGAGCAUGAGUUUCGUAUCUGUUUAGGCCAAUUCUCGACUGAGUUGAGACUUAACCAAUGAGACAUGUUUCGGAUUGGUUACUAUGUUUAAUAGCCCCACGAGAACUCGUUCCUGUUCCAGUUUCGAUCCAGUAAAUUUGACUACUUUUUAAAAUUUAUAACAAUUACAGCAUAUUUUAUCUUACAUUUGCGAAGUGCCAAUAAUAUGUUUGCGAUAAAAAAUAUUUUUAUAAUCGGUGUGAUAUGAGAAUUUAAAUGUCCAUCAACUGCUCAUUUUUAGUUUAUAUUGUGUUCCUAUGCGCUUUCUUGUUGCUUAUUAUAAUCCCAAUUGCAAAUGAAGUGGUUAUUUUUGUGAUAUUUACAAACUAACAAUUCUUGUGUGUCUAUUAUAUUGUUAUACUAGCCAAAUAUUUACUAACUGUUAAUUUUAAUUCAUUCGUAACUCAACGCCAAUGUGAACAAAAUGAAAAAAAUAUAUAUAUACAAUCUUC
Messenger RNA from Diabrotica virgifera virgifera (western corn rootworm), 7761 nucleotides. RefSeq names its product beta-1,4-mannosyl-glycoprotein 4-beta-N-acetylglucosaminyltransferase. Gene Ontology annotation, cellular component: membrane. The record is from RefSeq and is a predicted model, not a curated record. The transcript is spliced from 3 exons. Gene Ontology annotation, biological process: N-acetylglucosamine metabolic process; protein N-linked glycosylation. The coding region runs from base 238 to 1482 and encodes 414 amino acids. NCBI's taxonomy places the organism in Eukaryota, Metazoa, Arthropoda, Insecta, Coleoptera, Chrysomelidae. Gene Ontology annotation, molecular function: beta-1,4-mannosylglycoprotein 4-beta-N-acetylglucosaminyltransferase activity.